Molecule: messenger RNA, 2688 nt
Organism: Candida tropicalis MYA-3404
Lineage: Eukaryota; Fungi; Ascomycota; Pichiomycetes; Serinales; Debaryomycetaceae
Gene: AXL2
Product: Axl2p
Exons: 1
Coding region: 1-2688 (895 amino acids)
Cellular component (GO): membrane
Molecular function (GO): calcium ion binding
Source: RefSeq, a predicted model, not a curated record
AUGUUAUACUCAAUUAUUCUACUAAUAUCAUUAUUCUUACAAUUGAUAAAUGCUUCCAUAUAUAUGGGGUUCCCGUUUAAUGAACAACUACCAAAUGUCGGACGAGUAAACGAAGAUUAUACAUUCACUAUUGCCAAUACAACUUAUAAAUCCAAUAGUCAUGGAGAAAUCUCUUAUGAAGUUGAAAACUUACCAUCUUGGUUAUCAUUUGAUUCUUCAAGUAGAACAUUUUCUGGUAAACCUGAAGAAUCUGAUGUUGGUGAAUUUGAAAUUACUUUAACAGGUACUGAUUCAAGUGAUGGAUCUCAAUUAACUAAUAGUUAUUCCAUGAUUGUAUCUAAUGAUACUGGAUUAUAUUUAACUUCAGAGAAAAAUUUAUUCAAUGAGUUAGCUCAAACUGGACAAACUAAUGGUGUUGAUGGUUUAGUUGUUAAACCUGGUGAUACUAUUAAAAUCCAAUUUAAUAAGAAUCUUUUUGAAAGUUAUUCAUCAAGUGAUCGUCCUAUUAUUGCUUAUUAUGGUAGAUCUGUUGAUCGUAGUUCUUUACCAAAUUGGUUAUCUUUUGAUGGUGAUGAUCUUACUUUUACUGGUACUGUUCCUUAUGUAACUUCAGAAAAUGCUCCUUCAUUUGAAUAUGGUUUUACUUUUAUUGCUUCUGAUUAUUAUGGUUAUGCUGGAGCUCAAGGGGAUUUUAAAAUUAUUGUUGGUGGUCAUCAAUUGAGUACUUCAAUUAAUCAAACUACAACUAUCAAUGGUACUGUUGAUACUGAAUUCGAUGAAAUUGUUCCUAUUUUAUCAGAUGUUUAUCUUGAUGGACUGGUUAUUACUCGUGAGAAUAUUUCAGAUGUUACUGUUGAUGGUUUACCAGAUUAUAUUCAAUUUAAUAAUGAUGAUUAUACUUUAACAGGUACUUUCCCAAACUCAACCACAAAUGAUAGUUUCACAGUUGUUGUUCAAGACAUUUAUGGAAACUCAGUUGAAUUACCUUAUAUUUUUGAUGUCAUUGAUUCUAUUUUCACCACUGAUUCUAUUAAAGAUGUUAAUGCUACAAAAGGAGAAUAUUUCCAAUAUCAAAUUUUGGAUUCUUUAUUCACAAAUAUUGAUGACACACAAGUUACUGUUGAUUACGAUUCAGAUUGGUUAGAUUAUCAUGAAUCCAACAUGACAUUUACUGGUGAAACUCCAAAGAGCUUUGACAAGUUGAAUGUUAAAAUUAAUGCUGAAUCAAAUUCACAAACUGAAUCAAGAAGUUUCCAAAUUAAAGGUGUUGACAGAGACGAAACAACAUCUAGUUCUUCCUCUUCUUCUUCUUCUACUACUACUUCAUCAAGUUCAACUUCGAGUGCUACUGAAGCUACAACCACUUCCGCUGAAGCUACUAGCUCUUCAUCAACAACAGCAGCAGCAGCUACUAGUCACAAGAAAUCUACAAAUACCAAAGCUUUGGCUAUUGGACUUGGUGUUGGUAUUCCAGCAUUCUUGAUUCUCCUUACUGCUUUGAUAUUAUUAUGUUGCUGUAUCAAAAGAAGAAAGAACAAAGAUUCUAAUGAUAAUAAUAAUUCUAAUAAUGAUGAUCAUGAAAAGGAAUUUAUUCCUAGAGGAAACAAAACUACUGUUUCACCAACGGGAAUCCCAGCAAUUAAUUCAGAAGAAUCAUUAGUUAAGGAUAAAUCGGAAAUGAAUGUUAUGAAACUUGAACAUAUUAAUAGAUCACAUUCAUCAUCUUCAUUAACUCAAGUUGAAUCAUCAAGUGCUGAUUCAUUCUAUGAUGCUAAUGAAAAUGCCCCAAUUGUUAAAUCAUGGCGUGCUAAUAUUGAAUCAGAUAAUAAAUUAGCUCGUGCUAGUGAUGCAUCUUUAUCUACUGUUAAUACUGAACAUUUAUUCCUGAUUAGAUUAGUUGAUGAUUAUUCAGCAAGAAAUUCAGAAAGUUCUUCCAAAUUUGUUAGUAAUAAUUCACUUAAUGCUUUAUUACGUCGUGAAUCAUUAUCUUCAAAUUUCCAAAGAUUAGACAGUAGUGGUAAUAUUGUUGAUAAUCUUAACCAGAAUAAUAAUAAUAACAACAACAAUCAUAGUAAUCGAUCAUCACAAUCAGAGAAAUAUCUACCACAAGUAUCAUCAUCAAAUUUGGAUAUUGUUCCAGAAGAAAAUUCACGAGAAUUGAAACAAACAGGUAAAGAUGAAACUAGUGGUACUAUAAGUCAUUUACUUUCUAAAUUUAAUGAUAAUACAUCUUCAGAAGAUGGUGAAUUUGAUGAACCUGAACCAACUCCAGUUGAUGAUAGAUUACCAUCACCAAAUUAUGCAUUGGAUUCAUCUAAAUUAGGUAAAUAUGAUUCACCAUCAAGUGAAAAAUUCUUAUUAAAUGGAGAUGAUAAUGAAAAAACACCAAUUAAUAAUAAUGGAGGUCCAACUAUGAAACAUCAAAAUCUUUCAGCUAUUUCAUUAGGUUCAUUAACUUCAGAUAAAUUAUUCUUUGUUGAUAAUAGUUCAAGUUCAAAUAAUACUACUAAUAGUAACAACAACAACAAUAUGAAUACUAAACCAACACCUCCAAAUAGUAUGAAUAUUGGUAAAUCAGCUAAAUUAGUUGAUUUUACAAGAAAAGGAAGUUUAAGAGAAUCAGCUUAUGAACCUGAUUAUGUUUAUAAAGGAGAAUCAGCAUCAAUUCAAGAUGAUGAUAGUGAUUAA